This is a messenger RNA of Amblyraja radiata (thorny skate), 10582 nucleotides long. It is a transcript of the gene celsr1a, whose product is annotated as cadherin EGF LAG seven-pass G-type receptor 1a. The record is from RefSeq and is a predicted model, not a curated record. The transcript is spliced from 36 exons. Bases 33 to 9173 code for a protein of 3046 amino acids. Gene Ontology annotation, cellular component: plasma membrane. Lineage: Eukaryota; Metazoa; Chordata; Chondrichthyes; Rajiformes; Rajidae. Gene Ontology annotation, molecular function: G protein-coupled receptor activity; calcium ion binding. Gene Ontology annotation, biological process: cell surface receptor signaling pathway; homophilic cell-cell adhesion; G protein-coupled receptor signaling pathway.
GCAGUCAGAGAGUUUACUGUAACAACAGCACCAUGUCGCUUCGCUGGCGGCUCCUGCUCGCUCUCCUCCUGCACACGCCGCUGUCGGGCGGCUUCAGGCUGCACCUCACACGGGGCUCUGGGGAGUCGCCGCUCGCCAACCUGUCCCUGGGAGCGGCCGGCUGGGUCUACCGGGUGGACCGGCUGGCGACGCCGGGGCCGCUGUGGAGAGGCGUGGAGCUGGGCUCCCGCUCCGGGGAGCUGAGGCAGAGCGGGCCGCUGGACUGCGAGCUGCUGCCCACCAACCCGGCGCCCCUGUGGCUGCACCUGGCCGCUGCCAGGCCGUGGGGGUACAUGGUGGUGAGGACCCGCCUCGCCGUCUAUGUACACGGACAGGACUGCUACAUCAAGUACAAGAGGAAAGGGUCACAGCCGCCGCUGCACCUUACACGGGGCUCCGGGGAGCCCGACCUUGCCAUCGACGUGGUCCUCCUGUCCGGGGCACACGGAUACGGCUGCCUGGCGGUGGGGCAGCUGCCCGAUGUGAGGGAGCUGGUACCCGCUCUCAUGCAGCCAGACACUCUGCUCUGCACCGGGCUCAGCGCCUCACGGCUCCGGCCGCCCGGCUCCGGCGGGACGCUGCUAUCGGGGGCUGUGUGCGUGGGCCCGGACACCCGGCCCGCUGUCGCCCACCUGUUGUGCACUCGGCUGCCGGCAGCCCGCAGGCUGGGCGCCCUCCUCGUCCGCGUCAGGGUGAGCGGCCGGCGGCAGGAGCGGCCUCUCCGGCUGAAGCGAAGCGCCAACCGCAGCCCGCAGUUCCAGCUGCCCAGCUACCAGGUGUCGGUGCCCGAGAAUGAGCCCGCCGCCACGCUGGUCAUCGUGCUGAGCGCCAACGACCUGGACCCGGGGGAAGCUGGCCGGUUGGAGUACACCAUGGAAGCGCUGUUUGACAGCAGGUCUAGCGACUACUUCCAGAUGGACCCCGACACGGGAGCCGUCAGCACCACACAGGCGCUCGACCGGGAGACCAAGGACACGCACGUAUUUAAAGUUACUGCUUAUGACAAUGGAACUCCGCGCCGAAUGACUGCUGCCACCCUAACUGUGACCGUCAGUGAUAGAAAUGACCAUGUGCCACUCUUUGAACUAUCUGAGUACAGGGAGGUUAUUCGGGAGAAUGUGGAGGUCGGCUAUGAAGUGCUGACUAUCCGAGCGACUGAUAGCGAUGCACCUUCCAAUGCAAACAUGUUGUAUCGCAUCGUCAACAGUCACGAAAAUAAUUCUGUGUUUGAGAUUGACAUCAGAUCUGGGAUUGUAAGAACCAGGGGGGUCAUAGAUCGUGAGCGGGUGGCUGAAUAUCAGUUAAUAGUGGAGGCAAACGAUCAAGGGAGAGACCCGGGCCCUCUGAGUGCUACAGCAACCGUUUACAUUAUCGUGGAGGAUGAGAACGACAAUUCUCCACAAUUCAGUGAGAAGCGGUACUUUGUCCAAGUGCGUGAAGAUGUACCAGUGAACACCAAAAUCCUGCAGGUCAAAGCUUCUGAUCGCGAUAAAGGUAGCAAUGCUGUAAUUUAUUAUAGCAUCGUGAGUGGAAAUAUAAGAGGACAGUUCUAUAUAGAUUCUCUAAAUGGAAAUAUUGAUAUCAUCAACCCAUUAGAUUAUGAGACCACAAGAGAAUAUACCCUACGUGUUAAAGCACAGGAUGGUGGAAGACCACCUUUGAUCAAUAGCACGGGCUUGGUCAUGAUACAGGUCAUUGAUGUGAAUGACAAUGCUCCAAUAUUUGUAAGCACACCGUUUCAGGCGACAGUGUUGGAGAAUAUGGCUAUUGGGUAUUCAGUGAUUCAUAUUCAGGCUAUUGAUGCCGACUCCGGGGACAAUGCUCGUUUGGAAUACCGACUGGUAGAUACACCCCCAGAUUUCCCACUUGUUAUAAGCAACAAUACAGGCUGGAUUACAAUUGCAAUGGAACUGGAUAGAGAGACGACUGAAUUUUAUGCUUUUGGUGUCGAAGCCAGAGAUAAUGGGAUCCCUUCCAUGACUUUCUCAGCUGGUAUCAGCAUCACUGUGCUGGAUGUAAACGACAAUAAUCCUACCUUCACCGAGCGAGUUUAUAACCUCCGGUUGAACGAAGAUGCACCUGUGGGCAGCAGUGUGUUAACUGUCACUGCAAUUGACAGGGAUGCUAACAGCGUGGUCACCUAUCAGAUAUCUAGCGGUAACACAAGGAAUCGGUUUUCAAUAACCAGCCAGAGUGGUGGUGGGCUGAUCACUUUGGCCUUGCCCCUGGAUUACAAGCAGGAAAGGCAGUAUGUUCUUACAGUCACUGCGUCUGAUGGGACUCGGAUUGACACAGUUCAAGUCUACAUUAAUGUCACCGAUGCCAAUACACACAGACCAGUGUUCCAGAGUUCACACUAUACUGUAAGCAUCAACGAAGACAAACCGAUUGGCACAGCAGUGGUGAUAAUCAGUGCGUCUGAUGAAGAUACGGGAGAAAAUGCUCGGAUAACCUACAUCAUGGAGGACAACAUUCCUCAGUUCAAAAUUGACUCCGACACGGGAACUGUUACCACACAAAUGGAGCUGGAUUAUGAAGAUCUGGCAUCUUACACAUUGGCAAUAACAGCCAGAGACAAUGGGAUCCCACAGAAGUCUGAUACAACAUACGUUGAAAUCCUGAUCAAUGACGCCAAUGAUAACAAGCCACAGUUUGUGCGUGAUUUGUACAAGGGCACCGUGUACGAGGAUGUUCCUUUGUCUACCAGUGUAUUGCAGAUUUCGGCCAUAGACAGGGAUUCUGGUCUCAAUGGGCGAGUGUUUUACACCUUCCAUGGUGGUGAUGACGGAGAUGGCGAUUUCUACAUCGAACCUUCAUCGGGAAUUAUUCGAUCUGGGCGGAAAUUGGAUAGGGAGAAUGUACCACUUUACAACCUGAGGGUCUUUGCAGUUGACAAGGGUAACCCUCCACUUAAAGCAGUUGUAAAUGUCCAGAUUACUGUGCUCGAUGUCAAUGACAAUGCCCCUGCCUUCGAGAAGGAUGAGUUUGAUAUUUACAUAGAUGAAAACAGUCCUGUUGGCUCAUCAGUGGCCAGGAUAACAGCAACAGACCCUGACGAGGGAACAAAUGCACAAAUAAUGUACCAGAUUGUGGAAGGAAACAUCCCUGAGGUCUUCCAGUUGGAUAUGUUUACUGGGGAUCUUAUUGCUCUCACAGAUUUGGAUUAUGAAACUAAAAUUGAAUAUGUUAUUGUGGUCCAGGCAACCUCAGCACCUCUGGUUAAUCGAGCCACAAUUCACAUUCGGCUGGUGGAUAAAAACGAUAAUGCUCCAGUGCUUCGCAAUUUUGAGAUCAUUUUUAACAACUAUGUUACUAAUAAGUCAAACAGCUUUCCUUCGGGCGUGAUCGGGAAGAUUCCAGCUUAUGACCCCGACGUAUCAGAUAGUCUUUUUUACACAUUUGUGGAGGGCAAUGAGCUUAAUCUUUUGAUUUUGGACCAAAAUACUGGACACUUAAAGCUGAGUCAGAACUUGGACAAUAACAGGCCUCUGGAAGCCAACUUGAAGAUCUCUGUCACAGAUGGUCUUCACGUUAUUUCUGCACUCUGUACCCUGAGAGUAACCAUCAUUACUGAAGACAUGCUGACAAACAGCAUCACUGUACGCUUGGAGAACAUGUCCCAGGACAGGUUUCUGUCUCCACUGCUGUCGCUCUUUGUGGAAGGAGUUGCUGCUGUGUUGUCCACCACCAAAGAAGACAUCUUUAUUUUUAAUAUCCAGAAUGACACCGAUGUCAGUGCAAACAUUCUGAACGUGAGUUUCUCCGCACUGCUGCCAGGAGGGAUUCGAAACCAAUAUUUUCCUUCAGAGGAUCUGCAGGAACAGAUUUACCUCAACCGGACACUUCUGACCACCAUCUCCACCCAAAGGGUCCUUCCCUUUGAUGACAAUAUCUGCCUGAGGGAGCCCUGCGAGAACUACAUGAAGUGUGUCUCCGUGUUGAAGUUCGACAGUUCUGCUCCUUUCAUUUCAUCCGACACAGUCUUAUUCCGACCCAUUCAUCCCAUCAACGGGCUGCGGUGCCGAUGCCCUCCAGGAUUUACUGGGGAUUAUUGUGAAACAGAAAUUGAUCUCUGUUAUUCCAACCCCUGUGGUAACCACGGUAUGUGCCGCAGCAGGGAGGGAGGCUACAACUGUGAAUGCCGCCAAGAAUAUACAGGAGAACACUGUGAAGUGAGUACCAGAUCAGGCCGAUGUGCACCCGGUGUCUGCAAGAACGGAGGGACGUGUAUCAACCUGCUUGUUGGUGGCUUCAGGUGUGAAUGCACAUCCAGUGAAUAUGAGAGGCCCUACUGUGAGAUGACAACGCGGAGCUUUCCUCCGCAGUCCUUUGUGACUUUCAAGGGUCUCCGGCAGAGGUUUCAUUUCACCGUCUCCCUCAUGUUUGCAACAAAGGAAGGAAACGCUUUGCUACUUUAUAAUGGACGUUUUAAUGAGAAACAUGAUUUCAUUGCACUGGAGAUCAUUGAGGAACAAAUCCAGCUGACGUUCUCAGCAGGUGAGUCCAGGACGACAGUGGCCCCCUUCGUACAAGGAGGAGUAAGUGAUGGACAUUGGCACUCCGUCCUGGUCCAGUACUACAAUAAGCCAAAUAUUGGCAGAUUAGGUAUUCCUCAUGGACCAUCAGGAGAAAAGGUUGCCGUAGUUACGGUUGAUGAUUGUGACACUGCAGUGUCUGUGCGAUUUGGAAGCCAUAUUGGAAACUAUUCAUGUGCUGCCCAGGGAACACAGACUGGGUCAAAGAAGUCUUUGGAUUUGACUGGUCCUCUGUUGCUUGGGGGUGUCCCAAACCUGCCUGAAGACUUUCCUGUGCGCAACCGUGAAUUUGUGGGAUGCAUGAGGAACUUGACCAUUGAUAACAAGCAGCUCGACAUGGCGAGUUUUAUAGCGAAUAAUGGCACGCUUGCAGGGUGUCCAGCUAAGAAGAAUUUCUGUGACCUAAACAUAUGUCAGAAUGGUGGACAUUGUGUGAACAAGUGGAAUACGUACAGCUGCCACUGCCCCUUGCGAUUUGGUGGCAAGAAUUGUGAGCAAGUGAUGCCCAACCCCCAGCGAUUCAAGGGUAGAAGUAUGAUCUCCUGGGCUGACCUUGAUAUCACUAUAUCUGUGCCCUGGUACAUCGGCCUCAUGUUCCGCACAAGAAAGGCCAACGGGUUCCUUGUUCAAGCAAAUGCCGGGACUUCCUCCAAAAUCAUUAUCCAGAUAACGGAUAAUAAACUGCAGUUUGAAGUGUACAACAAACUCGGACUCAAAGCCAAACUGAGACUGCCUCGGAAACGGGUCAGUGACGGAGACUGGCACCAUUUACUGAUUGAGAUAAAAAGUAUGAAGGAUGUCAAGGACAUCAAAUACAUGGCAGUCAUAUAUUUGGAUUAUGGAAUGUACCAGGGCAGUGUAGAAAUUGGCAAUGAAUUGCCAGGAUUAAAAUUGACAAAUAUCUUUGUUGGCCGCCUCCCUGAAGGAUUGACCACAAGGCAGCAAGCGUUCUAUGGCUGCAUGCAGGGACUGCGAAUGGGUGAUACUUCUACAAAUGUAGCCACUCUAAACAUGGAUCGAGCUGUAAAGGUUCAAGUAGAGAAUGGAUGUGAUAUUCCAGACCAGUGUGAUACCAAUCCCUGUCCUCCAAACAGCUACUGCACUGAUGACUGGGGCAGUUACUCGUGUUUCUGUGAACCAGGAUUCUUUGGGAAGAACUGCAUUGACGUCUGCAAACUGAAUCCAUGUGAACACGUGUCCCACUGUACCCACAAACACGGCUCCUCGCAUGGAUAUGCCUGUAACUGCGGAGAAAACUAUUAUGGUCAAUACUGUGAAAAUAAGAUAGAUCUGCCAUGUCCAAGGGGAAGGUGGGGAAAUCCCAUCUGCGGUCCUUGUAAUUGUGAUACCAACAGGGGCUUUGACAUCGACUGCAACAAGACCACUGGAGAGUGCAGGUGUAAGGACAACUAUUACCAGCCUCGGGAAAGCGACACUUGCUACCCGUGCGAUUGCUUUCCGAGCGGCUCUCAGGCCCGCAACUGUGACGGGGAAACUGGCCUGUGCUCUUGUAAGGCUGGAGUGAUUGGCCAGCAUUGCAACCGCUGUGACAACCCUUUUGCUGAAAUCACUAGUAACGGCUGUGAAGUGAAAUAUGAUGUGUGUCCAAAAGCCUUUGAAUCAGGUAUCUGGUGGCCACGCACAAAAUAUGGAAGACCAGCAGCCAUGCCGUGCCCCAAAGGAUCGAUAGGCACUGCAAUUCGUCACUGCAAUGAAGAGAAAGGCUGGCUUCCCCCUGACCUUUUCAACUGUACCACGCUUACCUUCAUUCAGCUGAAGUCUAUUAUGGAAAAACUUCAUCGCAACGAAACCAGGAUGAAUACAAAUAACUCAAAGAAACUCGCCAGUAUGCUGCUGAAUGCUACCAAACACACAACAAAUUACUAUGGGAAUGAUGUGAAAAUAGCUUAUGAGCUGAUCAAGAGGAUCCUUCAAUAUGAGGGAAACCAACAGGAUUUUGAACUGGCAGCAACUCAAGAUGUUGAGUUUAAUGAGAAUAUUGUCAGAGCUGCGAGUGCCAUUUUGGAUCCUCAGAACAAGGAGCAUUGGGAACAGAUCCAGCGGACAGAAGGAGGCACAGCGCAUCUGAUGAAGCACUACGAGGAAUACGCACAUACCAUAGCGCGAAACCUCAGGAAAACCUAUCUCCGACCCUUCACCAUCGUCACUGCAAAUCUGAUCAUUGCAGUCGACCUUUUUGAGAUACCAAACUUUGGAGGCACCAUCAUGCCACAGUUUGAGAAAAUCCGUGAAGAAAUUCCAGCGGACCUUGAAUCCAGUGUAUUUUUUCCCAAUGCCCUCUUCAAAGUCGGAGAUGACCAAGGACAGGGUUAUCACCCGACACACAAUGGAAGUUGGAGGCCAGAGAAUGUAUUGGCAAAGAGGCAGAAGAGAAGAGCAGAUGGAUCCCAUCAAUAUGCAGUUGGUGUGGUGAUCAUAUAUCGAUCGCUGGGACAGCUCUUGCCUGAACGGUUUGACCCUGAUCGAAGAAGUAUGAGAGUUCCUAACCGGCCAGUCAUAAAUACACCCAUCGUGAGUGCCACAGUUUACAUUGAGGACCAGGAGUUGCCUCAACAACUGCAGAGCCCAGUAACUCUGAAGUAUCGUUUGUUUGUGACAGAAGAAAGAACCAAGCCCCUCUGUGUAUUUUGGAAUCAUACUCUUGCGAUUGGAGGCACAGGAGGGUGGUCUUCAAAAGGAUGUGAACUUGUGCACCGGAAUGAAUCCCACAUCGACUGCCAGUGCAACCACAUGACUAGUUUUGCCGUGCUCAUGGACAUUUCCAAGCGGGAGCAUGGUGAGGUGCUCCCUUUGAAGAUUGUCACAUAUACCACCGUCUCGCUCUCGCUCUUUGCUUUGUUUGUGACUUUCCUGUUCCUCAUCAUGGUCAGAACUCUGCGUUCGAAUCUCCAUAACAUCCACAAAAACCUGGUGGCUGCUCUCUUCUUCUCAGAGCUCGUCUUCCUUAUUGGAAUUAACCAGACAGAAAAUCCUUUUGUAUGCAGUGUGAUAGCCCUGCUGUUGCAUUAUUUCUAUCUCUGCACCUUUGCCUGGACGUUUGUGGAGGGUCUCCAUAUUUACCGUAUGCUGACUGACAUGAGGAAUGUAAACCAUGGCCACAUGCGGUUUUACUACACCAUCGGAUGGGGAAUUCCAGCCAUUAUAACAGGUCUGGCUAUGGGCUUAGAUCCACAAGGUUAUGGGAACCCUGACUUCUGCUGGCUGUCCAUGGAUGACACUCUGAUUUGGAGUUUUGCUGGCCCUAUAUGUGUCAUAGUCAUUAUCAAUAUCAUUAUCUUCAUACUUGCUGCUAAAGCAUCCUGUGGACCCAGGAACAGGACCUUAGAAAAGACUGGAACCAUAUCUGGUCUGAGGACAGCCUUCCUCCUGCUGCUUCUCAUCAGUGCCACUUGGUUGUUGGGACUGAUGGCGGUGAAUAAUGACACCAUGACCUUUCAUUAUCUAUUUGCUAUUUUCAGCUGCUUACAGGGACUCUUCAUUUUCUUCUGCCACUGUAUCUUCAAUAAAGAAGUACGAACAGCUCUGAAGGACACAUUUUCUGGAAAGAAACAGCAAGCAGAUGACACGGUACUGACCAGAACUACAAUUUUAUCACGGUCACUCAACUGUAACAAUACGUACGUGGAUGAGGGUCGAAUGUACCGCACUGCCAUCGGAGAGUCUACAGCCUCCAUGGAGAGCACUGUCAGGUCAGCCAAGAGCCACAAUAGCUGCAUUGCUCAUAAGCUCAGGGAUGAUGCUCAGAGAGUGAGCUUACUGUCAAGUCAAGCAGAGGUUGGGCAAACUGAACCUGAUUCUUCACUAUUCCACAAAAAAACAAAGAAACCUGACGAGCCAGAUUCUGACUCUGACAGUGAACUCUCCCUGGAAGAUGAUCACAGUAGCUCCUACGCUUCAAGUCGUUCAUCGGAUAGUGAAGAAGAUGAAUUUCAAGGAGAUCCCAACCCCAACUGGAAGCAAGCGGCACCCAAGAACAAUGAAAGAAAUCCCAUGCACAGUACACCGAAGGCCGAAUCCUUGCCCAACCACGGAAAGCCGUACUGGCCGGCAGAAUGUACAACCGCCAGUGAUAGUGAGGAUCACGGAGCGCCCGAGAAACUCAAGGUGGAGACGAAAGUAAACGUUGAGUUUCAUCGAGAAAAUAAUCAUUGUGGCGACGUGCCGAGGAGCAGUGAGGGCGAGACACCAGAAAAGGAACUCCUGUGUGGCGCGCAGUCAAACUCCAAUCCACUACCAGAGCAAAGGAAAGGUAUUCUUAAAAAUAAAGUCAUCUACCCGCCACCUUUAAAUGAAAAGAAUCAGAUAAAUCAAAUCCACAAUGAACUCUCCAACUGUAAAGCCACAACCAUUCCCCCACAGACUCCACAACCAUCAGUCCCCCACAGCUCGGCGACAGCGCCCAGUGACGGCACUCGCACGGCCACGGGCACCGGCCAACUGAUAACGCAGCCAAGGCGGCAGCAGGCAAAGAGAGAGUUAAACGGGAUGACGCCAAUCCCCAUGAGCAUUCGAACGGGCACCAGCACUAACCGCCGGGACAACUCGGAUUCUGAAGGAAGUAAUGAAACCUCAAUCUGACCCAUCAGGAGAUCAGAAGAAUGAUUGGACCCGUGAAGGUUCUCACCAUUGGUGUCGCCCGUUCCUGCGUACUUCAGACCCCCCUCCCCCCCAAUGUGCUGCGGAGUGUUGCUGUUCUCCACAUGCAUCAGAAUUUCUGUAAAGUGGAUUCAUGCACAAGAAUCAGAUUGACUGCAAGUGGGAGACAACACUUGCAAAAUGUAGAAAAACAUACAAGUACGAGUCGGAAGGACAGUUACACAUAUGGAAUGCAAAAUGGCAAAAUUGGUGUGUGCCAAAAUAUAGAACGGACAUGUAACCACUCGGGCAGCUGAACCGUGCAACUGGAUAUCCUGAGGAAAUGGACAAACCCCAAGGUGAAGCCUGAAGUGCAUCCACUGCCCUGUGUGCAAGCCCCCUGGGCUUAACUGCAGCCUGCCUGCUUUAUCUUUCUUGAGAAACUGAAGUACAAUACUGUGAGACAGUGCCUCAGCCACAAGCAGUUGGUCUCCAUUGUAGGAUCACAGGUAACUCACCUGGACCUUGGUGGAAGUGUUUGCCACAUCAGUGUCACACUGCAAGUGUUCUCCAGACUGAUCAUUAACCUCUCGGAUGGAAAGGGGUGGUCUUAAAAUGAAUGCCUUUUGUACAACAAAAUUAUAAGAUGUAUAGAUACUUUUAUAUAUUUUGUAUGUCGAUACUUUUGAAGAACUCACUUGUACAUGCUUAAAGGUUUUGAUUUUGUCAUUUUGAUUACAAGUUUUCUGACUUUUAUAAAGAGUAGAAGAUUGCACAAUUAUACUUGAAUUUGGAGUGUUAAUAUUGUAAAAAAAAAACUUUUUUAUUGAAAGCUGUAACAAUUUAUGAGAAAUGAAAUUUGAAUGUGUAAUUAUUAAGACAAAAUUAUUGGAAAAAAUGGGGAAUCAAACCGGGUCCAACCUUGCUCCUGAACUUGUGUGUUUGAGGUUCUUUUUGAAAAACCACUUAAGUUCAAGGAUGCAUCUGGGUCCACGAGGGAAGUGAUGGUGGAUUUGGGUGAGGAGUAAGAGUUCACUGGCAUUGACAGAAGGAUGUUUGCCAACCUAACUCGAUUAUUUUUUUUAAAAUUGAUACCUGUGAAUAUUUUGGCAUUAUUAUUGUUGUAGAUUUUGUUUUAAAUUGUUUUAGACGGAAACUAUCAGAACAAUUCCCAUUUGUAUAUUGCGACUCGCCUGCUGUAGUAAAUUCUUUUACCUUGAUUCAGAUAGUUUCUUCUAACUGUAAUACAGUUUCACUCAUGGCACAGUUCAAAAGAAGCAUUUUUAAAAAACUUUUAUGAUGGAAACUGAACAGAAAUCAAAGAACAGAUGUAUCAUAUUUAUUUACAUGCAAAACACUGGAAACACAGUACAGAGAAACAAAUUGUAAAAUAAAGAGAUUUUGACUUUUUC